CAUUCGAUUCGUAUUUCAAGAUGGCCGGUCUUGUUAUCAGCUUUUGUUUAGUUUUAUAAAUUAUUUGCCGUUUGCCGCUAUAUAUUGUUGCGCAAAAGUAUAGAAAUCGUAAAAUAACUUCAAGUUAAGUAGCACUAACGAUGCCUCACUUUCAUUAUGUACGAAUUAGUGUGUUCAGUCUGAAAUUUAAUUAAAAAUUAUCCGCGAUCACGAUCAGCGGAUUUGACAAAAACAAACAUGUAAAAAGUUUGCAAAAUCAGGAUAAAGGUUUCAGGUGCAUUUGCGUCACUGCAACUCGAGAUUAUUGCACGGUGAUCACAUAAAUUGAGUACGGACAGUGGUCAACAUGAUUCAUUAAGAGGUUAAUUGAUGUUUUACGUUUAGUAGUAGCUGCGCCAGUGGAUUACGUGAUAAUUUUCGUUUCGGUGGGGUGUUAGCUACGUUGUUUUGUUAUUUAUGAUGAUCGAGAGUGUUUCGAGAAGAGCUUUCAGCAGUUCGAGUGGUACAUACAACGUUAGAGCUUCGGAGCUUGCGCGCGACAGGAAACUUUGUGUAUUCAAUGUUACAGUUCAGUUUUUGGACGAUACCCAGCAGACAUUUCAAAUUGAGAAAAAAGCAAAGGGCAGUGUCCUGCUUCAACAAGUAUUUGAACAUCUCGAGUUAAUAGAAAAGGAUUAUUUUGGAUUGCAAUACACUGAAAACGGCUAUCCUCCGAAUGCCAGUAACACGGAGAUAACGCGCUGGUUGGACAGUAGUAAAUCGGUCAAGAAACAGAUAGGCGUCAAUGCCCAGUUCUGGUUGGCCGUACGCUUCUAUCCGCCCGAACCGUCACGUUUGGCCGAAGAAUACACAAGGUACUUGCUCUGUCUGCAACUGAGGAAGUUGCUUCUCGAUGGACGCAUGGUAGCUCCGAAGAACACGGCGUUACUCCUGGCUUCGUUCACUGUUCAAGCCGAAAUAGGUGACCACAACGAUUCGGAACAUUCUUCGGGCUACCUGUCCGAAUUCCGUUUGUUGCCGAAACAGAACGCCGAGGACGAGCGUCGGAUCCGCGAGCUCCACAAGAUGCACAAGGGGCAGUCGCCCGCCGAUGCGGACGCGAAUUUCCUCGAGCACGCCAAACGCUUAGACUGCUAUGGCGUCGAUUGUCAUCCAGCUAAAGACUACAACGGCAAAGACAUAUUUAUUGGCGUAACGUCAAUCGGUAUAGUCGUAUUCCAGAACAACGUACGCGUGAAUACAUUCUCUUGGAGUAAAAUCGUCAAGAUUUCCUUCAAGAAGAAGCAGUUCUUUAUACAGCUAAAACGUGAACCCGAGAAACAUCGUCGCUCGUUUAUCAGACGAUUAGCUUCAAGAAGAUUUCAUAACAAUUCUUCGGAGUCGUACGACACAGUUCUCGGUUUCAACAUGCAGUCGAGUCGCGCCGCCAAAGCCCUCUGGCGCUGCAGCGUGGAGCGGCACGGCUUCUUCCGGUUGCGGGCGCCGCGGCGACGGCCGCUGUUCGAAGCCCUGGGCGCGCUGGCCGGGAUCACUGCUCCGGCGGUGCCCCGGACAGAAACCCAGGCCUUGGAAGAUGCGAGACGAUCUAGAUCAUCGAACAGGAACUUUGUGAGACGCAGCAGCAGCCGUACCCGCGACCGCUCGUCGACCACCGCGUCGCCGAGCAGCGCGCCCGUCCCGUGCCGCGGUUCCAGGGUGACGUCACACACCGAGCCCGCGCCCCGCCCCGCCUGGACGCCCGGGGACGACGAGCCCCCCCAACCAGAACGGACCGAAGGAGACAUCCUCAAGCACUUCGUCAGAAUCCCUCUGACGUAUGUGGACGAGUCGGAAUCGUGUUCGGACGGCGAGGGGCGCGGCGCGGCGGGGGACGAGGGCGGCGGCGCGGGGGGCGGGGGCGAGGACGCGGUGUGCAUACGGCUGGCGCCCGGCGCCGACGGACUGUUCGGGUUCAACGUGCGGGGGGGAGGGGCGGCGCCCGUGCUCGUGUCGCGAGUGGCGCCGCGGACACGGAAGCACCUACAGGAGGGUGACCAGGUGAUAUCGAUAAACGGAACCGAUGUCGAGGAGCUGACGCACGAGCAGGUCGUUCAACUCAUCAGGACCACGAGGGGAGUGCUGACUCUGCUCGUCAAACCAAAUGCAGUGUACGUGACGGCGGACAGCGCGGUGGAGGAGCCGGCCGUGUUCUUCGUGCCGAUGGCGGGGCAGUACGAGGGGAACGCGCUCGAGCAGUCCAUGCUGCUGCUGGGUGACGGGCUGGCGAGCGGCGCGGCGCUGCGACAGUACGAGACGCUGCUGCGGCGGCAGCCCGACGAGCCCACGGCCGCCUCGAAGCUCCCGCACAACAUCAACAAGAACAGAUACAAGGAUAUCGCACCUUACGAUGCGACCCGAGUGAUUCUGAACAACGGACCCACAGGAGAUUACAUCAACGCUUCCUACAUCAACAUGCCGAUACCGAAUUCUGAUUUAGUACUGACCUACAUCGCCACACAAGGUCCGUUGGCAUCAACUGUGGGUGAUUUCUGGCAAAUGGUCUGGGAAUCGGAGAGCAGUUUGAUUGUCAUGUUAACGGUUGUGUCCGAACGAGGGAGGGCCAAGUGCCACCAAUAUUGGCCCAAAGUUGGGACCACGCCGUUGAAGGCCACCAACGCACUGACCGUCCUGACGAACAGUGAACAGAAUUUCGGACAUUACAUCAGGAGAGAAAUGACUUUAAAGGAGAGCAGCGGCGCUUCUCGCAACGUGACGCAGCUGCAGUACACGGCGUGGCCGGACCACGGCGUGCCUGAAGACGCGGCCGCCUUCAUAUCCUUCACCCAGCUGUGCUCAAACCUCAGGAAUCAUAGAGCCGUGAUGCCGUCGUCGACCGACGAGGCGGGUUCGGAGGAGCGCGUCGUGGAGCCGCCGAUGGUGGUGCACUGCUCGGCGGGCGUGGGCCGCACCGGCGCGCUCGUGCUGGCCGAGACCGCGCUGGAGCUGCUGGCGCGCCGCCUGCCGCUGUACCCGCUCGACCUCGUGCGGGCCAUGCGCGCGCAGCGACCCAUGUGCAUACAGAACUCGAAUCAAUACAAAUUCGUCUGCGAGAGCAUACAAGCUGCGUACGCACAAGGCUUCAAGAAAACAUCGUCUGAAAGUGAAUCGAAUAGUAACUGAUCGAAAAAAAUACACGCCUCUAUUAAAUUAAUGUCGAUGAAAAAUGUAAGAGUAAUUAUAGCCAUUGACUUUUUAAAUCACGGAAGUCAAAACAAUUAUCGGUAAUUACAUCGUAUUGGAUUUAAAUGAGUUAAUUCGUUCAAUGAUUUUUGUGUAAUGCGCUACGCAAUAACGCAUUAGUGUUUGUACUAUUUGGCAAUAGUAAAUAUCGAUAUUAAACGAUAUCGAUUAAAAGUUUAAUGUUGAAAGUUUUUUUUUUUUAAUUACUAAUAAUGUUUUUAUUCUUUUCGAUAUUCGUAUAGUAACAACUCGAAUAAUCGACCCAACGGACAUAUCAGUGUUGUUGAUUAGUUUGAAAAAGAAAUGCUUAUGUUCUUGUUUAUUUAUUUUAGGUAGUUAUUUUUCUGUGAUUUAUUUGAACUUUUAUUGAUAAGAAUAUCUUGCCUUUCCAACGAAUUUAGUAAUGUCUUCAGUAUAUACAUAUAUACUUUGAAUAUUAAUUUUAUCAUAACCUUCUCGAUAUUAGUAUCGAUAAAAAAAUCGAUUUAAUGAACAACUAUUUUUUACGUAACAUUAAUUAUUUUAUUUUCCUCUAAAUAAAAAAAUUAAAAAGCGUUACUAAUUUAUCGAUUGUUUUGUGUGUGUGUGUAUUUUGUUUGUGCCAUGUUUUCAAUAUGACGUAAAUCGAUAUUAUAAAUUAACAUUAUAAAUUAAUUAAGGUAUUUAGUACUGGAUAUCGAUUAUUUGAUAUAAAGGAAUGUAUAUCGAUCAAUCAAGGUUAUCGGGACCUACUUUUUUAAUAAAAUACGAUUAGUCUUAGUAUUGAUAUAAUAGCGUAGAAUACAUUAGAUUAAAUUAAUCUUACUAACAUCUUUAUAGCAAUCGACUGCAUCCAGAAUAUUUGGUUACUUGAAAGAAAGAAUCAUAAUUUUUCCAAAAAAAAAAACGAUGUUUUAAAGCAAUUAAAAUAACUCGUUUGAUUCUCGUCACUAAUUCGAUAUAUAAAAUUAUUUUUGUCAACUGCAAUUUUUAAUACAAUAUUCGACUAUGAUUUUUUAUUAAAUUAUUUAUAUCGGAUAAGUGGCUUUCGUUACAGAUACAUAAUAUAUAGUAUGGACACGUGAAAAGAAACAUAUCAUGAUAUUUCAAUUAACUUUAAUCUGUUAGAUGUUAGUAGGAGACGAAAACCCCAAUAGAAGUUCUGUUCCCGUUUUUAUAAAUUAAUAUAAUGGAUCUCAGUCCUUAAGCAACGAGGCGUUUGAUUGUGCUUAGCGAAGACUUUUUUUUUUUUUGCUAAGCCCUACUAAUUCGGACUUGAUUAUAACCGGUCGAUUAGACUAUACAUGACUACUUAUUAAUUUUUAAAACUAACUACUUUUUAUUAUGCCUAAUACUUAAAUAUAAAACUCAAAAAAUUUUAAAGAGAAAAUAAUAAUACGUUAAAAAAAUAUUAAAUUAUCAACUUCAAUUCAAAACACUAACACAAAAUUAACGAUUUAACAGAUCACUAUUAUUAACGAAUGAGAAAUUAACUCACUUAUUUAUACUGUAAUAAGGUCAAUAAACGUGCAAUAUUAUAAUCUAGAUUAAAUAAACUAGGUUAUGUUCUUUAAUUGUAUUGAAGAGAGAACUAGAUCACGUCUCGCUUGUUGUUAAGUGGUUCCCUUGAGACAUGAGGUCGAAUUGUAUUGUGUAACAGCUGUCUCAAGCCAUCGAACCGCAUGACUGUUUCGUGGUUAAUAUGCUCAGGACCGCGGUGCCUUCUCGUGACGUCACAGCAUGACCCACACAUAAAUUAGUUAUAGAUAAGCAACUCAAGCACACAACAAAAACGUUUACGGGCGUCGGCCACUAGAUGGCUUCGCUUCGAUUUUUUAAAUAUUCUUAAGGUUCUUAAUAUUUGUUAAUUUUCAGUAACCACAAAUUGAUAAAAUUUAAUCAAUUUGUCGUAUAACAAAUAAAGACUUGUAAGUUUUUUUUAUUUUUUCUAUAUUUAGUUGUACAAUAAUUAAAUGCCUUAACUUUAACAACAUAUAAGUUUAGGGGCAACCGCUACGAGAUGUCGAUAGUUUUACAGAAAAAAAAAAAAUUGUCUUAAAGUAUCGCAGUUUCAAGGCCCUGGCAUGCCCUUCCACCUUAAACAAGUUCUUAAAAAAGCUAUGUUUAUAAUAUUUCAAUUAACAGAAGCACAUCUAAACUUUCUUGUCUUUAAUAUAAAAUUUGUGCCUCGAGAAGUUAAUAUUGCCAUAACAUAAGUGGAUUACGUAGUAUAAUAAAUACAAUAAUAUAAUAUAAUAAUAUAUGAUGUGUUUUUAUCGUUUUUAAUAGUUGAUUAACUACUGUUUUAUUACUAUACUUUGUAGAUAUUUCUUAUUUAAUAUUUAAAAAACAAAAUAUAUAAAUGUAUUGUUUUUUUUUUAAAUUUAUUUUCGAUUAAAACUAUUCUUUUUAUCUAAUUACUUCAAUAAAUUCAUUGCUUGAUUUUGAUGAUGUAUAAAAUGUACUUUGAUUUUUCGUGUAGUGUUUAUUUUGUAUAUACUUUUGUGUCAAUGAAAAAUCUUAAUGCGCGUGUUGGCUCGAAAAUGUAUAUCAGAUUUAAAAACAAAAAUGACAUUGGUUACAAUUAUAAUCAAAGUUAAUUUUAUUGUUACAAUAUAAUAUAUAAUGGUCUCGCCUGUAUUAUAUUAUAUUGUGUACUGUGAAAUUAGUUUUAAUUAUAACUUAAGGCUAUCGAGAACUGGUGAAUAUAUUAUAGUAUUGCUAUUUUUGAUCCAAUAUUCAUGCGAUGAAUUAUGUAAAGACCAUGCUUAGGUGAGAAUUUAUCAUAAUUUGAAUUUUAAUACUUAUUCGUAUAUGUAAUACUUAUUCUAAAGAACUGUAUUCAUUAAAUCUAUAUCAUGAUUACAAAUAAUGAGACAGUAGAAACAAUGGAGAUACCUAAAGAUGAGUAAUAGAAUAUGAUGAAGCCAUUUUUCGGUUUCUGUUUGUUUGUUUCUUUAUUUGCGUGCAUAUCUGGAUUUAAGUGGGAUUUUCGUUAGUUUUCAUGACUAGAUUUAUAUAUUCAUUUGAAGCAAACAACUUAAAAAUAGAAAGAUACAAUUUUUUUAUUAUUUUUUUCUCUACAUAGCUGGAUGUUACAAGUUGUACAUAGCAAAUAAUUUUUAUGAAUACAAAGGUAUUUAAACCAAUGAACCGAUUUUGAUGAAAUUCGGUUUGGACAUAUGGAACUCUGAGAUAGAAUAUACGCUAUCUUUUAUCCUACAUCUGAGUACAGAGAUCCACUCACGGAAUACUAUGUGAGUUCACGCGGGCCAAGUUGCGAACGGAAAGAUUAUAUUAAAUAAUAUGCGUAUUUUGAUUAUAUUAUUACAACGAGAACUUUUGUGUGAAUGACUGAUUUAAUGUUUAAGUGUUCGUUUGAUAUCUUUCUAUGAACAAGUACGACCAGAAUUUUAUUGGGAAAAGAAAAUCUCAAAAAAUACGAAAAGAAUUGUUCAGCAUUAACGAAAUCAAUUUAAUGUACCUAGCUGUGUUCGAAUUUGAUAGGUCCAGUCGAAAUUUUCUACUUUGUGAUUUGAUGCCUGUGAAGUAACGUGUGUCGUUUAUUUAACAUAGAAAAUAAAAGUUUACUGAUAAAA
Molecule: messenger RNA, 6797 nt
Organism: Bombyx mori (domestic silkworm)
Lineage: Eukaryota; Metazoa; Arthropoda; Insecta; Lepidoptera; Bombycidae
Gene: Ptpmeg
Product: tyrosine-protein phosphatase non-receptor type 4
Exons: 16
Coding region: 457-3159 (900 amino acids)
Biological process (GO): protein dephosphorylation
Cellular component (GO): cytoskeleton
Molecular function (GO): protein tyrosine phosphatase activity; protein binding
Source: RefSeq, a predicted model, not a curated record